AUGGGUGAUUUAGAAGAUAUAGAGCUAGAAAGUGGUCUUUUUGAGGAGCCAGAGGACUUCUAUGCCAAGGAAUCAGAAAACCAUUUUGCAGAAUAUGUCAGAGAAAUCAUUUCUGAGAAAUCCAAGAGUAGGAAAUCGAAGAUUCCAGUCCGACUAGUGGGUUCAUCUCCUUUAUGGGGUCACAUAUUGUGGAAUUCCGGUAUUUAUACGGCGAUGCACCUCGAUAAAAACGUCGAAGAAUGUCUUGACAAGUGUGUUUUGGAACUCGGUGCUGCGGGGGCUCUACCGUCGCUUGUCGCAGGUCUAAUAGGUGCCAAGAAGGUGGUGUCAACGGAUUAUCCUGACGCAGACCUGAUUAGCAACAUCCAGUAUAAUGUUGACCAUGUUCUCUACGACGGCGAGGAGCUGUCGACAGACGAAGCUAUUAAGUCAAAGCAGCUACAGCAACGGAAUGUUGUUGUGGAGGGCUAUAUAUGGGGAGGCAGUUACGAGCCGCUGCUUGCCCACUUACCUAACGGAAAGGACAAGGAUGCCAAAUUUGAUCUUAUCAUCCUCAGUGACCUCGUUUUCAACCAUACUGAGCAUCACAAGCUGCUAAAAACUACCAAAGACCUACUUGCCAGCGAUGGCCGUGCUUUAGUCGUAUUUUCGCCACAUAGACCCUGGCUACUGGACGAAGACUUAAGAUUCUUUGAGACAGCCAAGGAAUAUGGCCUGAAGACUGAGGUAAUUGAGGUUGCAAAUUGGAAACCGAUGUUUGAGAAAGACGCUGGCUCUGAAGAAAUCAGAGCACGAGUCUAUGCUCACUACCUCACACACGAGUAG
Molecule: messenger RNA, 825 nt
Organism: Eremothecium sinecaudum
Lineage: Eukaryota; Fungi; Ascomycota; Saccharomycetes; Saccharomycetales; Saccharomycetaceae
Gene: NNT1
Product: S-adenosylmethionine-dependent methyltransferase
Exons: 1
Coding region: 1-825 (274 amino acids)
Biological process (GO): peptidyl-lysine dimethylation
Molecular function (GO): protein-lysine N-methyltransferase activity
Source: RefSeq, a predicted model, not a curated record